This is a messenger RNA of Mus musculus (house mouse), 1944 nucleotides long. It is a transcript of the gene Alg1, whose product is annotated as ALG1 chitobiosyldiphosphodolichol beta-mannosyltransferase. Gene Ontology annotation, cellular component: endoplasmic reticulum membrane. The transcript is spliced from 13 exons. The coding region runs from base 51 to 1661 and encodes 536 amino acids. The record is from RefSeq and is a predicted model, not a curated record. NCBI's taxonomy places the organism in Eukaryota, Metazoa, Chordata, Mammalia, Rodentia, Muridae. Gene Ontology annotation, molecular function: mannosyltransferase activity; chitobiosyldiphosphodolichol beta-mannosyltransferase activity.
CAUAGCGAGGCUUCCGGGCCCGGUCACGUGCUCGGCGCCGGCCGGCCAAGAUGGCAGCGUCCUGCGUGGCGCUGCUGGUUCUGGCGCUGCUGUUGCUGGUGCUGCUGCUGGGCUUGUGGAAGCGUGGGCGGCAAACGGGCAGGGCCCGGCACAUGGUCGUCGUGGUGCUGGGCGACGUGGGCCGCAGCCCCCGCAUGCAGUACCACGCGCUGUCAUUGGCCCAGAGCGGCUUUUCGGUGACGCUGCUGGGGUUCUACAGUGAGUGGCGGGGACCUGAGAGGGAGGCUCAAUCAGGAGCCUUGACUCUCCCUGUUUUGGGACAGAGGCGGGAGCAGCUGUGCUCCUCUCCUGCCUGUUCUGGUCUGGACCGCUGUUUUCUGGUGUCUGGGAGCAGCGGGCGUCAGUCGCCGUUUACCAUACACUCCAAACCUCGAGAUGAACUCUUGCAGAAUGAUAGGAUUCGGAUUGUGAAGUUGACAGAUCUGCGGGGCCUGGGAGCUGGGCCCCGAAUUCUCCAGUAUGGAGUCAAGGUUGUAUUUCAGGCAGUGUACUUGCUGUGGAAGAUGAUGCGCAUGGACCCUGCAGCCUACAUCUUCCUCCAGAACCCUCCAGGUCUGCCUGCUAUUGCCGUCUGCUGGUUUGUGGGCUGCAUUUGUGGGAGCAAAUUGGUCAUCGACUGGCACAACUAUGGCUACUCCAUCAUGGGCUUGGUCCAUGGCCCCCGCCACCCCAUUGUGCUGCUGGCCAAAUGGUAUGAGAAGUUCUUCGGGCGCCUGUCCCACCUGAACCUGUGUGUGACCAAUGCUAUGCGGGAGGACCUGGCAGAGAACUGGUGUGUCAGGGCUGUGACGCUCUACGACAAGCCAGCAUCUUUCUUUAAGGAGACACCCCUGGACCUGCAGCAUGAACUCUUUAUGAAGCUGAGCCACACGUACUCUCCUUUCCAGAGCUGCUCAGAUCCCUCACAUCCUGACACAGAGAGGUCGGCCUUCACUGAGAGGGAUUGUCAGAGCGGGGUUGUGAGGCGUCUGCAUGGGCGGCCAGCACUGCUCGUGAGCAGCACAAGCUGGACAGAGGACGAGGACUUCUCCAUCCUGCUUCGAGCAUUAGAAAAGUUUGAGCAACAAGCACUCACUGGAGACAGCCUCCCUUCCCUCGUCUGUGUGAUAACAGGGAAGGGACCGCUCAGAGAGCACUACCGCCACCUCAUCAGCCAGAAGCACCUUCAGCACGUCCGGUUCUGCACCCCAUGGCUGGAAGCCGAGGACUACCCACUGCUUCUAGGGUCAGCGGAUCUGGGUGUCUGUCUACACAUGUCCUCCAGUGGUCUGGACCUGCCCAUGAAGGUGGUGGACAUGUUUGGGUGCCACUUGCCUGUGUGUGCCGUGAACUUCAAGUGUCUGCACGAGCUAGUAAGACAUGGAGAGAAUGGUCUGGUCUUCAAGGAUGCUGAGGAGCUGGCAGCUCAGCUGCAGAUGCUUUUCUCAAAGUUCCCAGACCCUGCUGGAAAGCUAAGCCAGUUCCGGAAGAAACUGCAGGAGUCGGGGCAGCAACGCUGGGAUGAGAGCUGGCAGCACACUGUGCUCCCUCUGCUCGCUCACUCACAGAUGACCCCCAGGCCCCAUCCACCCUGUGGCCACCCUUCCUGCCGGGGCUUUUGAGUGCCCCCUAGUGGUCAUAAGCCUGAGGACAGCAGUGGGCGACAGCUAGGAUCUGGCUACUGAUCUGGCAGCUCUCUUCUGUUCUGAGCACUUCUGUUACUUCCAGUGUCCCUGCCAACUUCUCAGUCCCUGGGUUUUUGUUUCUGGACUUGUCACAUCCCUUGCGUUCUGGUUCUGCUGUGAGCUCUGGGAUAGCCUGUGUUCACUGGGUUUGGCUGAGCAAGGCUGAACUGUCUGACAGGACAGUCAUACUUAAUAAAUGUAUAUAUUUAUUUGUACAAUG